AUGGCAUCUGCUAGGACACUCGCCUCACACCUGCCAAGGAGGGCUUCGCCAGCUGUCCACCGUGCAGGAACAGUGUGUGCAAGCCAAGCGCAUAGGCAUCUGUCCUCGUUGAACCUGCCCAAGCCUCGGAAUGAGCCGAAUCCAAGCUAUGUCAAGGGCUCGCCCGAGAGAGCAAAGCUCGAGGAGGCGCUGCGAAAGAUGAAGGCGCAGAUCCCGCUGAAGAGCGAGGUUACCAUCAACGGCAAGGUGCAGGCGACAUCCCAGUCCCUUGUUCAGCCUAUGCCGACGGAUCACGCCACCAUGUUCGCCAGCUACCCGAUGGCGACCAAGGAGCAGGUCUCUGAGGCCAUCGAGAGCGCGCUCAAGGCCAAGAAGAAGUGGCAACAGACGUCCUUCAAGGACCGUGCUGCCAUCUUCCUCAAGGCGGCCGAUUUAAUCUCGACCAAGUAUCGCUACGAGCUGAUGGCCGCGACGAUGCUGGGCCAGGCCAAGAACAUCUGGCAGGGAGAGAUUGACUCGGCGGCCGAAUUGGCGGACUUCUUCCGGCUCAAUGUCAGCUUUGCUGCUGAGAUCAUGGAGAGGCAGCCUCCCCUAGAGGCGGAGGGGCAAUGGAGCCGAAUUGACUGGCGACCACUCGAGGGCUUCGUCUACGCCGUUUCCCCGUUUAACUUCACCGCCAUCGGCGGCAACCUCGCCGCCGGCCCAGCCGUCCUGGGCAAUGUAGUCAUCUGGAAACCUUCUCCCUCGAGUGUCUACGCCAGCUCCAUCGUCUACAAGGUGCUCCAGGAAGCCGGUCUGCCCGAGGGCGUCAUCCAGUUCGUUCCCGGCGAUGCGGAGAUGGUCACCGACAUCGUCCUGUCCCACCGGCAGUUCGCCGGCCUCAACUUUGUCGGAUCUUCCGAUGUCUUCCGCUCCCUGUACGAGAGGAUAGGCCGCGGCAUCGGGAACCGCACCUACCGGGACUUCCCCCGCAUCGUCGGCGAGACAAGCGGCAAGAACUUCCACUUGGUCCACCCUUCGGCUGACGUCGCAAACGCCGUCAAUCACACAAUCCGAGGCGCGUUCGACUACUCCGGCCAGAAGUGCUCAGCCACAUCUCGCGCUUAUGUGCCCCAAUCGCUGGCAGCUGAGUUCCUCAGCGGCAUGGCCGCCGGCAUCAAGGAGAUCACCGUCGGCAGCCCGACCGAGAAGCUCGAGACGUUCAUGGGUCCGGUGAUUCACCAACGCUCCUUUGACAAGAUCAAGGGGAUCAUCGACGAGGCCAACAAGGAUUCUUCGCUGAAGCUCAUAGCGGGCGGCACCUAUGACAGCUCCAAGGGCUACUACAUCCACCCCACCGUGUACCAGGCCGACUCUCCAGCCCACAAGCUCUUCAACGAGGAGAUCUUUGGCCCGGUAAUGGUAGUAUAUGUCUACCCCGACAGCGAGUGGACUUCCGUCAUGGAGAAGGUUGACCAGAGUGGAGGGGGCUUCGCCUUGACUGGUGCCAUCUUCGCCCAGGACCGGGAGGCCAUCCGUGAGGCGGAGGAUGCUCUGCGCUUCUCUGCCGGCAACUUCUACAUCAACUGCAAGUGCACCGCGGCUGUCGUGGGCCAGCAGCCUUUUGGCGGUGGCCGUGCCAGUGGCACCAACGACAAGGCCGGCAGCUCAAACUCUCUGAUGCGAUUUGCCAGCCCUAGGGUGAUCAAGGAGGAGUUUGUCCCGGUGGACACGUUCAAAUACCCCAGCAACUAUUAG
This is a messenger RNA of Thyridium curvatum, 1737 nucleotides long. RefSeq lists its product as uncharacterized. The transcript is spliced from 4 exons. Gene Ontology annotation, molecular function: L-glutamate gamma-semialdehyde dehydrogenase (NAD+) activity. Lineage: Eukaryota; Fungi; Ascomycota; Sordariomycetes; Thyridiales; Thyridiaceae. The record is from RefSeq and is a predicted model, not a curated record. Bases 1 to 1737 code for a protein of 578 amino acids. Gene Ontology annotation, cellular component: mitochondrial matrix.